Molecule: messenger RNA, 1994 nt
Organism: Topomyia yanbarensis
Lineage: Eukaryota; Metazoa; Arthropoda; Insecta; Diptera; Culicidae
Exons: 4
Coding region: 180-1883 (567 amino acids)
Source: RefSeq, a predicted model, not a curated record
CGACGUAUCCAUCCUACUGCUAAUUAUUACUGAAGACCUUUGUCUAAAAAAGUUCUUUUAUUCUUGACAUUCUAGCAUCAAUUGCAUUAGCCAAAAACAUUACGUGUGUGUAUACUGAAAUUGAAGGAUGUAGAAUAUCAACCGACUUAGCGUUAACUGCAUUCGAAAACCAGCUUUUAAUGUUAACAGAAGAGGGCGAAGCAUGGACACCAAGCGUAUUUCAGCCAUCGAAUUAUCAAUCAACUUUAAAUAUUUCCGAUUCGGCGGAGUCAACACAGGAUCAACCAUCUUUGCAUAUCGUAAAAAUUCAGAAAGCAGAUGUGUCACAAUUGGAAAAUACGGUUAUGGAUAUACCUGGUGCGGUUGAAUUUGUUAACACCGACGAUGAGCUUUUAGAGGCCGUACAGCACGAACCCGAUAACAAUAUUGAAACUGCUUGGGAAACUUGUGAUAAUAUUCCACAUGCGUCAUCUAAUCCAACAGAGCGAAAUGCUGAACCUUCUUGCAUGACCGAACAUCGAACGGCGAUUGAAACCAUAUCGAUGGCAGUGAGCGAAGAAUUGGUUCAUCUCUUAAAGCAGAGUCAGAAUUCAGAUGCGAUUGACCGGAUUUGUAACACAACUGACGAUUUUGAAAAUCAAUCACCGAAUACCAGUCAGAAACGUGUCCCCUCGGAGGACGUGUACCUUCAAAAAAGUACCAAGAAAAACGCCUCUACAGAGAUGAAAUUUCGCUGUUUCAAUAUAAAUUGGAACAAAAUUGGUGAUCAUCUUAUGGAUCGUUUGAAGGUUUUGCAAGAAUUCAAAAACAACUCUCCAGACGUCUUUCCUCCCGCAUCAAUUCGCAUUACCAGGACCGAAGUAUCUACAUUAACAAAUGCUGUGAUCGAUCAGCUCCGUAUGAUCGACUCGCAGAUCAGAGCUGAAACUAUGGAGACUGUAUCACGCCAAAUUAUAGAGAAAUUCCCGGCUAUGGAUUACACGGAUGAUGAUGGCUUCGGAGCCGGCCAAGGCUACGUUGAAUUGAAAUACAAAAUGAUUAAUCGCAAUAAUUAUUUGAAUCGAUUUCAAAAUGGGCAGGCAUCGACCUCGAAUGCCGUCACAAGUCUUAAAAAAAAGCGAAAUGCUCGAGCAGGAACACUCAAGGAAUAUUGGGUGAAUUCGUCCAACCAAUGUGAUAAGUGUAUACAGUCGAAAUUGGCUCGUGAUGAGCCAAACUUGUUGUCGAAUGAAGUUCUGCUGCAGUCACAAGCUUACGUGAGAUUCAAAUUAGACGAGAAAAUUGAUACCGCAAAAAUGGUAUCGCAAUUUACCGUCCUGCGACGCAGAUUGUUAUUGAAUUUUCAUUUUGAGAAGGCAACUGGUGUGAACGUCAGCAAUUUUCGACGGUAUUUUGUUUCAAAAAAGCAAAAAAUUAUUCAAUAUUCACUGACCUGUAAACCCAACCUACAUUUGAAAGAGUCAUCGUCUGAUUACGAGAUCUUGCAGUUUUUAUGUUCGCUAGUAGGAGAAAAUUUCAGCGAAAUAAUCAUUCAAAAAGAAAUAGGAACACGUAUUGAUGAUAUCAUCAUUGGUAGUGCAGGGCCGGUGCUGGUAGCUGUUGACAUUGGAAAUUCUAAAACCGUGUUCUACGUGUACGCUAAUGAAGCACGACUGUCCGAGGGAACAUGUGAUGUGAUCACUGCAAUGGAGGAUCUUUUUACCAUCCACUUUGUGCAUAACUUCAUGUACGUCAAACCGAUUUCCAAAUUUUUGGAACUACUUCAAGAAUAUUUCUUGAAAAUAAUCACAUUUGUGGCGUCGAAAUCGACCGCGAGUCGCGUUGGCCAAAGGCAACGCGUAGUCCGCAAAGUAAUUUCUGCUCUAUCUAAUUCGGUCGCCUGAACAUAAACAGACUUUUUAUUCCUUUUAAUAGUUAUUGAUAAGUAUAACUUCAUGAGAAAAUAAAAUAUCAGUUUCAUUUCAUAUAUAUAUAUAGAAAGGUUGCUCAAUCAA